AUGGCAGAUACUUCGGUGUACGAGAGUACACGUAUGACUCAUGAAGAAAUUGAACAAUACGAAAAUGCUUUGGUUGAUACUUUGAAUAAUCCGCCAAAAGCGUCAUCGCAUCGGCUCCAAAUGCAAUGGCAACUUGCUGCCUCGCAGCUUUUGGAUGAAAUCGUGAACAGGUACCAAACAUUAAGUGAAUUGUACAAUGACGCGAAUGAAGAAAGAUCCAAUGAAUGGGAAAAUCUAGCGAGUCAAAUGGGUUCGGACGAUGAGAAUGGUGCCAUGUCGGAAUUUUACAAGCGCCUCGGAAAUCUCCAAGACUACUACCGAAAAUACCCUGAACGCGCCAUUGCUCUAGAAACAAGUGCCACGCCCUCAAUUCUUGGGACACAUGAUACAUCCUUAUUUGACUUUUCUUUGAUGGAGCGUGAUUUUAGUGGUGAGGAGAUGGGUGGCCGUUUCCUCGACUUGUAUGUUCAGUAUGAAAUGUAUCUUAAUCUAAAAGAUGUAUCUCCUAUGAGCUAUCUCGAAUAUAUCACUCGCCUUGAUUGUAUGGUGGGUGAUUCUUCGACUGUACCGGUCGCAACCAAGCGCAGUGAAGCUUACAGGACAUACCUCACGAAUUUGAGCCAAUACCUGUCAUCCUUCUUGCACAAGACUCGGCCACUCGAGGAUGUGGAUGCUAUUGAAGAAGCAUGUUUGGCUAAAUUUGACUCCGAUUGGGAAAGUGGCAGUGUCAUCGGCUGGGAAUCCAAAGAAACCACGCUUUAUGGCCCCCAUACUACCAAGACCGAGCAGGGCGAAGGAAUAUGGUGUGACGCAUGUCAGAGAAGCUACGCAAAGCAGACGGUAUAUGAUGCGCACCUCACUUCAGCAAGACAUAUGAAAGCAAUGCAUCGCAUAGAGAAAGGUGAGCCAACACUGCAAUCUCAGCAAACGAGAGAAAAAAAUGCUGCUGAAUUGGGGCAGAAGAAACGCUCGCUCCGCGCAAAACUCAUUGCACGCGAUGAAGUGCUCAUUCAAGCACUUGCGAAAGAGCUUUCUUCUGUGCGGGAUGAAACGCGCUCUAAUGUGGAACGGAAAGCAUCUCUAACAGAACGCGAGCGAGAGGAGGAAGCCGAGGCGCUGGAUGCUGAAAUGGAUGAGGCAGUCGAGACUGGGGGUUUGGGAUACGAAGAUGUUCCAGAAGAUGGUGAGGGCGGCGCUCCAGGAGAGAAGAUGUAUAACCCGCUAAAACUCCCCGUUGGGUGGGAUGGAAAACCCAUUCCGUUUUGGAUGUACAAGCUGCAUGGUCUUCGUGUCGAGUACAAAUGCGAAAUAUGUUCAGAUUUUGUUUACAAAGGACGAAAGGUGUUUGAGAAGCAUUUCCAAGAAUCACGCCAUGCAUUUGGUAUGCGUGCAUUAGGUCUACCAAACACGCCUCAAUUCCGUGACGUGACAAGAAUCCAGGAUGCGUACGCUCUAGCUGAUAAACUACGGCGACAGAAACGGUUACAGAACGUUGAAGAAGACGACACGGUCGAGGUUGAGGAUGACCAGGGCAAUGUAAGUUAUAUACAGACAGCUCACGCCAGGCAUAUACCCGAAAAACAUACGAUUUGCUCAGGCGCCAAGGCCUGCUUUGAUGGCAUGGGCAUGACAGGACUGAUAGUUGAUAGGUCUUUCACGCGCAGUGGAUGUGUCAGCAUGACGUAUAACAUAUUUCAAUUUUCUCCAUGA
Malassezia globosa CBS 7966 is the source of this 1710-nucleotide messenger RNA. RefSeq lists its product as uncharacterized. The coding region runs from base 1 to 1710 and encodes 569 amino acids. Gene Ontology annotation, biological process: mRNA splicing, via spliceosome. The record is from RefSeq and is a predicted model, not a curated record. Gene Ontology annotation, molecular function: RNA binding; zinc ion binding. Gene Ontology annotation, cellular component: spliceosomal complex; nucleus. Lineage: Eukaryota; Fungi; Basidiomycota; Malasseziomycetes; Malasseziales; Malasseziaceae. The transcript has a single exon.